Messenger RNA from Pogoniulus pusillus (Red-fronted tinkerbird), 929 nucleotides. RefSeq lists its product as uncharacterized. The coding region runs from base 1 to 873 and encodes 290 amino acids. NCBI's taxonomy places the organism in Eukaryota, Metazoa, Chordata, Aves, Piciformes, Lybiidae. The transcript is spliced from 3 exons. The record is from RefSeq and is a predicted model, not a curated record.
AUGGCUCCCUCUCCUCACCGGCACCGCCAGGGCCUGCGGCACCGCCUGUCCCAGCUUCCCGCCCUCGGUGCCCGAGCAGCAGAGAGCCUUCCUCCGCGCCUAUCUCCCUGCCGGCUGCGCCCUGCGCAGGUACCUCUGUCCGCCUCGCCCCCUUCCCGCUGCCCCUGGGGGUAUUCCCGAGUUCCCUCACCGCUCUCCCUUCUGGGCCGUUUCUCUGCUUCACUGCCUCUGGUAACGAGCCGCAAACCGAAGCGAACUACUGCUCGGAGCUCCGCCUGCCACUCUUUUCCUUCAGUCGAGCGGGCGCGGGGGCUGCGCGGUUCCGUCCGGCCCAGUCUCAGGCCCUGUUCUCGCCAGACACCCUCCGCUGCGGCGCCGGGAGCGCCGGGCCCGCCUGUGCCCUCCGCCCAGGCUCUGCUGCACCUGCUGCUGGGCUGGGCUGUUCCUGCAGCGCGGGCCGAGGAGAGGGCACCCUCACUCCGUCCUCCCUCAACUUCUCAUCACUUUUCUCUGCCUCCACUCCGUUCUGGCACCCCACCGCCUGCCGGAGGCAUACACCGGCGCUGCUGUCGGCCCCCACGGAGAUGCUACUACCGAGCAGACAAUGAAAGGCUUCCCUCGCUCUCUCUCCCUUCGCCGACGCGGAGAGCUGCCGUCCGGGUCCCCGGAUGCCCUCCUGCCCCAUACACUGCCCCGGCUCCCAGGACAGCGGGGAGCUCCCGGCGGGGCAGGUCCCCUGUGCCCGCCUCUGGCGGGUGGGACCGGAGCCGCCCUCCGCCAAUCAGUCCGAGCGCAGCGGAAAAGACACUCACCUCUCUGCCUAGGGAAUGCAAGCAAAGAGGGAUGUUACUCUCCUGUUGUUCACCACCCUGAGAGAGUCUUCAAAGCCUUCACCAGAGAAAGUUUAAAUACUAAUGGUAAUUUUCCAA